AAUAGCAACUAGGAAUCGAGUAUAGAAUCAGUAGUUCUCCAGAGAUCGCUGCUUCUAGUUCUUACACCAACGUUGUUCUCAGUGAAAUCUUUGUACAAUGCCCAGCUACAAGUUAACAUACUUCAACGUCUCCGGACUUGGUGAGCCAAUCAGGUUCAUCCUGCAUCAGAGUGGUAUCCCCUUCGAGGACAAGAGGUUGACCUUCGAAGAAUGGCCUCAAGUUAAAGCUCAGAUGCCAUUGGGUCAAGUACCAGUGCUCGAAAUUGACGGUAAACCACUUUAUCAAUCAAAAGCCAUCAGCCGUUAUCUCGCGAAGAAGAACAAUCUCUAUGGCUCCAACGACCUUGAAGCGUACGAAAUUGACGCCACCAUCGACACCCUCGAUGACUUGAGAACUGCCUUCUCGCAAUAUUAUUGGGAAAAGGACGCUGCAGUCAAGUCAAGGUUGAAGGAGACCCUUGACACAAAAAAACCCUUCAUUCUUCAGAAACUUGACGAACAAGUGAAGAAGAACGGAGGAUACUUCGUUGGAGGAAAGCUGACCUGGCCAGACCUAACCUUCGCUUCCCAAGUUGAGAUGUUGAACUCCAUCAACGAAUCCGACGUGACCGCUGGAUACCCAUCACUACAGAAAUUGGUGCAGACAGUGAAAUCCUUACCAAAGAUCAAGGCUUACCUGGACAAACGCCCAAAGACCCAAUUCUAAAUUCGACA
This is a messenger RNA of Megachile rotundata (alfalfa leafcutting bee), 714 nucleotides long. RefSeq names its product glutathione S-transferase S1 (gene GstS1). NCBI's taxonomy places the organism in Eukaryota, Metazoa, Arthropoda, Insecta, Hymenoptera, Megachilidae. Gene Ontology annotation, molecular function: glutathione transferase activity. Gene Ontology annotation, biological process: glutathione metabolic process. The record is from RefSeq and is a predicted model, not a curated record.